Aspergillus melleus is the source of this 645-nucleotide messenger RNA. RefSeq lists its product as uncharacterized. The record is from RefSeq and is a predicted model, not a curated record. Gene Ontology annotation, cellular component: nucleus; cytoplasm. The coding region runs from base 1 to 645 and encodes 214 amino acids. NCBI's taxonomy places the organism in Eukaryota, Fungi, Ascomycota, Eurotiomycetes, Eurotiales, Aspergillaceae. The transcript is spliced from 2 exons.
AUGUGGACCUGGGGUCUUGGCGAUUACCGCGUCGACCGGGUCCCGCGGCUUCAGGAGUCGAUUACCUACUUGGUGCGGUACAUGGAAGAGCACGGACCGUUUGAUGGUAUCAUAGGGAGUUCGGCCGGCGCGUCGGUUGCUGUUGUCCUGGGGUCUUUGUUGGAGGGGAAGAAGUUGAGGGAGGGGUGUCAGGAGAUUAAGAUGGUGACAACCCACCCACCCGUCAAAUUCAUCCUCUCCUACAGCGGCUUCAAGAUGAGCCAUGUCUGCUAUCACGCCAUCUACCGCCCAAAGAUCCAAACCCCAGUCAUGCAUUUCAUCGGCAACUUGGACACCUACAUCCCAGGGCCCUUGACGCUGCAGCUUGCGCGUCGGUGCGUGAAUCAUCGAGUUGUUUAUUUCCAUGGUUGUCAUUAUAUUCCGAGACUGGGGUUUACGACUAUGGCGGCUGGCGGGUUUAUCUGUGAUUGUUUGGGUGGGAAAGGGGAAGGGAGUGGUAGGCUCAGUCCGAGUCACAGCCACAGUCAGGGUGGUGAUGUUGAGGAGGGCGAGCAGCAGCAGCAGCAGCAGCAGGAGAACGAUGGCGAUGGGGAGUGGGAGUGGGUUGAGGAUGAGAAAACUGGGGAUUGGGUUGCGAAGUUGUGA